AGGCAAGUCAAGAGAUUGAAAAUCUGAAGAAUGUUUCCAAAGGAUAAUCUGGCUGUCACUCACUGGGUAUGGAGGAGCAUGAGGAAGCUAUUUCUACUGCUUUCUCUCUUGCUGUCCCAUGCAGCUCAUUUGGAAGGCAAAAAGGAUAAUCAGUUCAUCUGGAAACCAGGCCCCUGGGGAAGGUGUACAGGCGACUGCGGGCCAGGAGGAGUCCAGAGUCGUGCACUGUGGUGUUUCCACUUUGAGGGGUGGACAAGUCACCUGUCUAACUGUGAUGAGAACAACAGGCCUCCGAAGGAAAGAAGCUGCUUCCGAGUCUGUGACUGGCACAGCGACCUCUUCCAGUGGGAGGUUUCUGACUGGCACCACUGUGUGCUUGUUCCUUCUGCCCUUGGCCAAACCAAACCUCGGACUGCAGAGUGUGUGACGGCUCAGCAUGGACUACAGCACCGGACCGUGCACUGUAUUCAGAAGUUGAACAGAACCAUGGUUGUAAAUGAAAUCUGUGAACACUUUGCCCCCCAGCCCCCCACAGAACAAGCUUGCCUCAUCCCUUGCCCCCGGGAUUGUGUUGUAUCUGAGUUCUCAGAAUGGUCCAAGUGUAGCAAGGGAUGUGGGAAGCAAUUGCAACACAGAACUCGCACGGCCAUUGCUCCCCCUCUCUACGGAGGUUCGCCAUGUCCCAAUCUGACUGAGUCAAGAGCCUGUGACACUCCCAUUUCCUGUCCUCUUGGAGAAGAGGAAUAUACUUUUAGCCUUAAAGUUGGACCAUGGAGUAAAUGUAGACUGCCUCAUCUUAAAGAAUUUAACCUAAGCGGAAGAACUGUUCUGGAUUUUAGCUCUGAUUCAAAGGAACGAGUCACCUUUAGACAUCAAAGUUACAAGUCACAUCACCAUUCCAAGCCCUGGGACAUAGAGAUAGGUUAUCAAACCCGGCAGGUUUGGUGCACAAGAAGUGAUGGGAAAAAUGCGAUGUUAAGCCUUUGCAUGCAAGACUCCUUCCCUUUGACUGUCCAGUCCUGCAUCUUGCCGAAAGACUGUGAAACCACUGAGUGGUCCCCCUGGAGUUCCUGCUCCAAGACAUGUCGUUCAGGGAGUCUGUCACCAGGAUUCAGGAGCAGGAGCCGCAAUGUGAAGCAUGUUGCUAUUGGAGGUGGAAGGGAGUGCCCUGAACUUCUUGAGAAAGAGGCCUGCAUUGUCGAAGGAGAAUUUUUGCAGCCAUGUCCCAGGUAUUCCUGGAGGACCUCUGAAUGGAAAGAAUGCCAAGUCUCUCUCCUCCUGGAGCAGCAGGAUCCCCACUGGCAUGCCACGGGACCCGUUUGCGGCGGUGGGAUCCAGACCCGGGAGGUGUACUGUGCCCAGAGCACGCUAGCAUCCACCACACAGAGGGCCAAGGAAGUCUCUAGACCUGUGGAAAAGACAUUGUGUUUGGGACCUGCCCCAUCAGCCUCUCAGCUCUGCAAUAUCCCUUGCUCUACAGACUGUAUAGUAUCUUCCUGGUCAGCCUGGGGCCUGUGCGUCCAUGAGAACUGCCACGAUCCUCAGGGGAGAAAAGGCUUUAGAAUGAGACAGCGCCAUGUCCUCAUGGAAUCCACAGGGCCUGCAGGGCGUUGCCCUCAUUUGGUGGAAUCUGUUGCCUGUGAGGAUCCAAUGUGUUAUCGAUGGCUGGCAUCUGAAGGGAUCUGUAUCCCUGAUCAUGGAAAAUGUGGCCUGGGACAUCGCAUCCUGAAGGCUGUCUGCCAGAAUGACCAAGGAGAAGAUGUAUCAGGGAGUCUCUGCUCAGCAUCUCCUCCUCCUGAACAGAUGGCUUGCGAAAUUCCCUGCCGAAUGGAUUGUGUGCUGAGUGAGUGGACAGAGUGGUCGUCCUGCUCCCACUCUUGUUCAAAUAAAAACUCAGAUGGGAAACAGACCAGGUGGAGAACUAUCCUGGCAUUGGCUGGAGAAGGUGGAAAGCCAUGCCCCCCUAGUCAGGCCCUCCAAGAAUAUCGUUCAUGCAAUGACCAUUCCUGUAUGCAGCUCUACUGGGAGACAUCACCUUGGAGCCCCUGUUCUGCAGACACAUUGGUAACUGCCAUUAAUGAAACCAUUGGCUGGAAUGGAGAAGCUACCUGUGGUGUGGGCAUUCAGACACGGAGGGUCUUCUGUGUCAAGAGUCAUGUGGGACAAGUGAUGACCAAAAGAUGUCCAGAUUCUACUCGGCCUGAAACAGUACGUCCUUGUCUCCUCCCAUGCAAAAAAGACUGUAUUGUGACUGCUUUCAGUGAGUGGACGCCCUGCCCGAGGUUGUGCCAACCAGGAAAUGCCACAAUAAAACAGUCUCGAUACAGGAUUAUCAUUCAAGAAGCAGCCAACGGAGGCCAGGAGUGCCCAGAUACCUUAUUUGAAGAGCGAGAAUGUGAAGAUGUCUCAUUGUGCCCCAUAUAUCGGUGGAAGCUGCAGAAAUGGAGCCCUUGUUUCUUGGUGCCAGAGUCCGUCAGGCAAGGAAUAAUGGGCACCAGUGAAGCCUGUGGAAAAGGGGUACAAACAAGAGCUGUCUCAUGCAUCUCUGAUGAGAUCCAGUCAGCAGAAAUGACAGAGUGUCUCAAGCAGACAAAUGGCAUGCCUCCCCUUGUGCAAGAAUGCACGGUCCCGUGUCGAGAUGACUGCACCUUCACUGCUUGGUCCAAGUUUACACCUUGCUCUGCAAAUUGUGAAACAACCCGGAGUAGACGGCGACAGCUCACAGGGAAAAGCAGGAAAAAGGAGAAAUGCCAGGACGCUGACCUGUACCCUCUAGUGGAAACGGAACUGUGUCCUUGUGAUACAUUUGUAUCUCAACCUUAUGGAAACUGGUCAGAUUGCAUUCUUCCAGAAGGCAGAAGAGAGUCUCAGCGAGGACUGCGAGUACAGGGAGACAGCAAAGAAUGUGGAGAAGGCGUGCGCUUUCGAGCAAUAGCCUGCUCUGAUAAAAAUGGAAGACCUGUUGACCCCUCCUACUGCAGCAGCUCUGGUUAUGUUCAAGAAGAAUGCAUCAUCCCCUGUCCGUUUGAUUGCAAGUUAAGCGACUGGUCUAGUUGGGGGUCUUGCAGUUCAUCUUGUGGGAUUGGAGUGAGAAUUCGAUCCAAAUGGCUAAAAGAAAAACCUUACAAUGGAGGUCGCCCGUGUCCCAAGUUGGAUCUCAAGAAUCAGGUGCAUGAGGCAGUCCCAUGUUACAGUGAGUGCAAUCAGUAUUCCUGGGUUGUAGAACACUGGUCUCCGUGCAAAAUCCACAACGAGCUGAAGUCCCUGCCCUGUGGAGAAGGAACGCAAUCUAGGAAAAUCAGAUGUGUGAAAGCUGCUGAGAGUGAAGGUGGAGUAGUGGAUAACAGCCUCUGCAACCAGGAUGAAAUUCCUCGAGAAACCCAAUCCUGCUCUCUUCUGUGUCCCAAUGAAUGUGUCAUGUCCCAGUGGGGACCUUGGAGCAGAUGCCCACAGUCAUGUGAUCCCCACACAAUGCAGAGAAGAACCCGGCAUCUGCUGAGGCCCUCGCUGAGCUCAAGGACAUGUGCUGAAGACUCACAGGUGCGGCCUUGCCUCCUCAAUGAAAACUGCUUCCAGUUCCAGUACAAUCUAACAGAGUGGAGUACAUGCCAGUUGAGUGAAAACGCGACCUGUGGGCAAGGCGUCAGGACCCGCCUUCUGAGCUGUGUGCGCAGUGAUGGCAAGUCAGUUGGCGUGGACCAAUGCGAGCAGCAUAACUUGGAGAAGCCCCAGAGAAUGAGCAUGCACUGCCUGGUGAAAUGUGUGGUCAACUGUCAGCUCUCAGGGUGGACAGCUUGGACAGAGUGUUCACAGACUUGUGGCCGUGGAGGUCAAAUGAGCCGGACUCGAUUUGUCAUUAUGCCAACCCAAGGAGAGGGACGGCCGUGCCCUACAGAGCUUACCCAGCAGAAAACCUGCCCAGUGACCCCCUGCUACAGCUGGGUCCUCAGCAACUGGUCUGCAUGUAAAUUGGAGGGUGGAAACUGCGGGGAAGGAGUCCAGAUCCGCAGCCUUUCCUGCGUGGUCCACAAUGGUUCAAUCUCUCAUUGGGCUGUACAUGUAGACAAUGCACUGUGUGGAGAAAUGCCCUUUCAAGUUAGCAUCCUGAAGCAGCCCUGUUCUGUGCCUUGCCCAGGAGACUGCCAUUUGACCGAAUGGUCAGAGUGGAGCACGUGUGAACUGACCUGCAUCGAUGGAAGAAGCUUUGAGGCAAUGGGCCGCCAGUCUAGGUCAAGGACAUUUAUAAUUCAGUCUUUUGAGAACCAAGACAGCUGUCCCGAACAGGUUCUAGAAACACGCCCUUGUACAGGAGGCAAAUGUUAUCACUACACAUGGAAAGCAAGUCUUUGGAACAAUAAUGAACGCACUGUAUGGUGCCAACGUUCAGAUGGCAUUAAUGUCACAGGAGGCUGCUCCCCUCAGGCGCGUCCGGCUGCUAUCCGGCAGUGUAAUCCAGCCUGCAGAAAACCUUUCUCCUACUGUACGCAGGGUGGAGUCUGUGGUUGUGAGAAGGGCUAUACAGAGAUAAUGAGAUCAAAUGGUUUCCUGGAUUACUGCAUGAAAGUACCUGGCUCAGAGGAUAAGAAAGCUGAUGUGAAAAACCUUGCUGGGAAAAACAGACCUGUGAAUUCAAAAAUACAUGAUAUUUUUAAAGGAUGGUCUCUCCAACCCCUUGAUCCAGAUGGUCGAGUAAAAAUUUGGGUUUAUGGCGUUUCAGGUGGUGGUUUCCUUAUCAUGAUUUUCUUAGUAUUUACUUCCUACAUUGUUUGCAAGAAGCCAAAACUACAUCAAAGCACACCUCCCCAACAGAAGCCUCUGACCUUAGCCUACGAUGGAGACUUAGACAUGUAACCUGAAAAAGAAAUCCAAAUGUAGACAUCAACUGCCUUAACUGCUUUCUCUUUUGUAGCUCUCAGACUUCUCAGUUUUUUGAGGAAUCUCAUGAUGUGAUAUAUUGGGCAGAAUACAAAUAUUGCAAAAGUAAUAUUGCCUCAACUUCAUUUUGACAUGGAGUCAAGGAUUAUUUGGUCUGCCAUUUUGCUUUCCAGUUGUUUAUGGGUGUGAGUGUUUAAUUUUUUGAUUUUCUCGAGGGACCUGAAAACCCUUCUCUUCCUGUUUGGAAAUGGGAGGAAGAAAACAUGAUGGAAUUCCCACAGACUUGAGUAAACUUUAUCUUCAGCAGCAUGACAAUCCGGAGGAAAGUCCAAUCAAGGCAUUUACUGUAAAUGACGAGUCUGACACUGCAUUGUUACGCACUAUAUUAGUGCAGGUCUUUAUUCUUCCCAUACUUCAACACUGAGUUUCUAGAGUUUACAUUGGUUCAAAGACUUUCAAAUUGGAUUGCCUAUUUUCAUGAACACAGAGAGAAUGGGUUACCAUUUCAGAAAUUCUCUGAGUUUUUAUCUUUAAAUAUUGUAUUUUGUUUUGUAGCCAGGGGAUGAUGGCACUUCAUGGGUUGUGUCUAUUGAAAAAGAUGGAAUGUACGCAAUCGCUGGGCUAGAUGAAAGCUGGGUGGUUUCUGAAUGAAAUGUGUACUGAAUGUUAGGGUGUACAAAUGAAAUAGGUGGUUAUAUUGGAGAAUGAGGUAGAUUCUUUGAUUACUAAAACUGUAUUUUAACUAAACUUAGCCAUGUAGAUAUAGCGUUAACCACAUACAGUUGUAAUUCAGUUUAAUGAUGACAAACUCUGCUUUUGUAAUUUCAAUUUUCUUAUCUGAAUAUUUAUAAAUUCUUCUUUUGAAUUUAAUUCUGACCUCAUUUAAUAUACAUCAAACGCCGAUCCUGUUUGUAGCAAGUCUUGCUUUUAUAAGGUUUCAAUAAUAUCCAAAACAACACAUUGAAAAGCUGAAACCAUUUUAUGACGAUAAUUGUUUGUAAUCGUAGAUGUUGAAAGUAAGAAGGUGCCAUCUUGUGGUAUUGACUUGUAUUUAUAACAAAUAAAGUGCUCAAGAGACUGAAA
This is a messenger RNA of Equus caballus (horse), 5958 nucleotides long. RefSeq names its product thrombospondin type 1 domain containing 7B (gene THSD7B). Lineage: Eukaryota; Metazoa; Chordata; Mammalia; Perissodactyla; Equidae. Gene Ontology annotation, cellular component: plasma membrane. The record is from RefSeq and is a predicted model, not a curated record. Gene Ontology annotation, biological process: actin cytoskeleton organization.